This is a messenger RNA of Miscanthus lutarioriparius, 1407 nucleotides long. NCBI's taxonomy places the organism in Eukaryota, Viridiplantae, Streptophyta, Magnoliopsida, Poales, Poaceae. The record is from the annotation of a GenBank genome assembly.
AUGGAACCUACUCCAAAGAAGAAUCCGAUGAACAUGGAUACGGAGGCGGAGAUUGAACCAAAUCAGCUGCUGCCCGACGAUCUCGUGCUCGAGAUCGCCGCCAGGUGCGGCACCAUUGGCGACGCCAUCCGCUGCGCCGCCACCUCCAAGUCCCUACGCCGGGGAAUCCUCCACGCGCCCUUCCUCCGGCACCUCCGCGGCUUCCUCAACAAUGGCGGGGAACAUGUCGACGACGGCCGUCCGUUCAUGCCGACGCUCCUCCUCGGCCUGUACCACCAGAGCGGCGAUCCGCACCUCCAGCCGUCGUUCGUCCCAGCUUAUUCUUAUUCCGACGGCGCGAAGCUGCCCCCAUCAUUGGCCGCGCUCCCGUCUGCGCCGAACCGCGACGACGACGACGCCGGCGACGGCGACAGCGCGUGCGACUUCGGGCCCUACCUGCCCGUGGCAUCUCGCCGCUCCCUCCUGGUCCUCCGGCGGCGGUGCAAGAGCACAGCGAGGGAGCACCUGAUCGAGCGCCACGGCCUGCACCCCGUCGAGCUGUCCGUGUGCAACCCGACCACGGGGGAGCGGCGCGUGCUCCCGCCGCACGACGUGCAAGACAUGUCCCACGCCCUCCUCGACGUGGACCCGAUCGUCGCCCCGUCAUCGUUCAAGCUGCUCGUCGCGGAGCUGUCGAACAACAACCCUCGCACGCUCUACGUGCAGAUCUUCUCCUCCGACUCCGAGGAGGGCGGAGGCGGGUGGGGACCUGCGUUGGCCUGCCCCAUCACCAGCAGGUUCCGCGAGUCGCGGUUCAGGUUCGGUUGCAGCGACGGGAACACAGGGCGUCCCAGGCCCGUCGUCGUGGGUGACACCGUCUACUGGCUGUGCACCUCGAGACUGAGGGACCGCAUCCUCAUGUGGCGGUGGCGAGGAGAUGUAGCUCGCGAGGCUUGUAUUGCCGAUCCCCCGCCGGGGUACAGUCUCGGGCGCCGGGAGCAUCAGUGCCUCGCGGUGCUGCCGUCGCCGGCCGACGCUGCGGGUGCGGGGUCACAGUCACAGGCAUUGCUGGGCUUGAUCGUCAUAGAAGCUGGCGAGAUUGAGGUGUGGGCCUGUGAAAAAAGCGGCGCCGGAUCCGCCAGGGACUGGAAAUUGUGGCAUCGUAUCCAGGAGGAGACCAUUCCACGGCGGAUGGAUUUUAGCAGCCGAUGGUUGCGCGGCGCAGAGCUCUCGUGGUUCUGCGAGGGGAGCGGCACACUCUUUUUGCGGCCGCGCGAUGGGACGAUGAGCCCUUUGCUGUUCUGUCUGGACACCAUGGAGGUGAGCAAGCUCGACGCCAGGGAAUGGGAACUGAACCCGGAGCCCGAGUUCUGCCCUUACGAGGUUGAUCUGCUCUCGCACAUGCUGAUCUUGAUGAAGCAGUUCUGA